Molecule: messenger RNA, 1268 nt
Organism: Carlito syrichta (Philippine tarsier)
Lineage: Eukaryota; Metazoa; Chordata; Mammalia; Primates; Tarsiidae
Gene: SDHC
Product: succinate dehydrogenase complex subunit C
Exons: 6
Coding region: 23-535 (170 amino acids)
Biological process (GO): mitochondrial electron transport, succinate to ubiquinone; tricarboxylic acid cycle
Cellular component (GO): membrane
Molecular function (GO): electron transfer activity; succinate dehydrogenase activity
Source: RefSeq, a predicted model, not a curated record
UCCGUCCAGGCCGGAACCCAAGAUGGCUGCGCUCUUGCUGAGACAUGUUGGCCGUCAUUGCCUCCGAGCCCACCUUAGUCCUCAGCUCUGUAUCAGAAAUGCUGUUCCUUUGGGAACCACAGCCAAAGAAGAGAUGGAGCAGUUUUGGAAUAAGAACACAUGUUCAAACCGUCCUGUAUCCCCCCAUAUCACUAUCUACAGUUGGAGUCUCACUCUCAGUUGUGACUUGUGGGCAGCAGUGAUGGGUUACUUGGUUUUCUCCUCAGGGGUUUCUCUUUUUGGCUUGUCGGCCCUGUUGCUCCCCGGGAACUUUGAAUCUUAUUUGGAACUCGUGAAGUGCCUGAGUCUGGGGCCAGCUCUGAUCCACACAGCAAAGUUUGCCCUCGUCUUCCCUCUCAUGUAUCAUACCUGGAAUGGAAUCCGACACUUGAUGUGGGAUCUAGGAAAAGGCCUGAAGAUUCCCCAGCUAUACCAGUCUGGAGUGGCUGUUUUAGUUCUUACUGUGUUAUCCUCUGUGGGUCUGGCAGCCAUGUGAAGAGCUGAAGUCCCGGCAUCUUCUUCCUACACAUGAUUACAUUGACCCAUCUUCCUGUUUGCCACUUAGUUCCAGCCAGGGAAAAGUUCUCCUUAUUUGUUUAGAUCCUUUUGUGCUUGCAGGUCCCUUUGGAGCUCAGGAGUGACACCUUGUAGACCACAGUAGUAGCAAAGGGUCUCAUUUUCCCCUUAUUUCUAAAGAUGGAGUGGCUGCAAAAACCCCCUUUUCCUGCCCACAGCUUGCAGUCAACUCUGGGCCCAGGAGUGCUUAUUCUCUCCAUGUUGGGCUUUGAUUUAUGCUGAGGGUCAGCUUUUGGUUCCUUCUUCCCGAGACAGUAGAAACAAUGCCAGCUCUGUGGCCUCUGUCCUGGGGACCGGGGGUGAGGUUUUGGGUGCCACUGCCUGUGGGUUGCUGACUUAAAGGACAAUUCUAUUCAUUGGUCAAAGCCCAGGCCUUUAACACCUACACAGUGUGACUGAAAGAAGAGAUGUGAGGGUGAGGGAAGUUAGCCUGUCUCAGCUUAAGGAAGAUAAAGAGGGCUAGGCAGUUCUUGGAACAGGGGAUUUGGGGAGAAAAUAUAUAGCUUUUGAUACAAAAAGAAGAUCCAGAAAAUUAUCAUUAGCAUAUUAAUGGUUCUUUUCUUUGCAUUUUUAGAAAAACCUCUUAAUUUCAUGUUUUCUAAUCCAUGUUCGAUACCAUCUUUUUCUGAAACUGAAUUAAAAUACUAAUUUUA